Molecule: messenger RNA, 1532 nt
Organism: Clupea harengus (Atlantic herring)
Lineage: Eukaryota; Metazoa; Chordata; Actinopteri; Clupeiformes; Clupeidae
Product: serum paraoxonase/arylesterase 2-like
Molecular function (GO): arylesterase activity
Source: RefSeq, a predicted model, not a curated record
UUUAUUUGGCAGUCCACGAACCACGUGGUCGGUCAGCAAAUGUGACUUCCGUUGGUGUAGCUCUCUUUUCAUACGGCUCUUGUGCGCAUAACUGAAAUCUCUGGAAUUCUUAGCUUCACAACAAAAUGGGAAAGAAAGUGAUCCUCAUAUCAGUCAUUAUUGCAGCAUUUUCAGCAUUCCUUGGCGAACGCCUAAUGACCAUACGGAAGAGAUGUCAUGCUACUAGGGAGCUAAUCCCAAACCACCUCCCAAACUGUAAACAUAUCAAAGGCCUUGAAUAUGGAUCAGAAGAUAUCACAAUGCUUCCUGGUGGACUGGCACUCAUCAGCACUGGUCUGAAAUAUCCAGGCAUGCCGUCAUUCUCAGAUGGCCCUGGGAAAAUCUACCUCCUGGAUAUAGAAUCGGACCGAAAGAGGCCUGUGGAACUACGCAUGGGAAGAGGCUUUGACCUUGAGUCAUUCAAUCCCCAUGGAAUCAGUGUGUACACCGAUGCUGAUGGUGCCAUACACCUCUUCGUUGUCAAUCAUCCUCAGUCUCAAAGCCAGGUGGAAAUAUUUCGAUUCCUGGAGGAAGAAAAUACCCUUGAGUAUCUGAAAACGAUAAAGCAUGAACUCUUGCACAGUGUGAACGAUAUCGUGGCUUUGGGAGCGGAGAGUUUUUAUGCCACAAAUGAUAACUACUUUUCCAACGGGAUUCUGAAAAUGUUAGGAUUAUUCCUUUCCCUCCCCUGGUGUACCGUCGUGUACUACAGCCCUGAAGAAGUUAAAGUUGUGGCAGAAGGUUUUUACAUGGCAAAUGGCAUCAACGUUUCUCCUGAUAAAAAGCACAUAUAUGUGGCGGAUAUUCUCGACAGCAAAGUUCAUGUGAUGGAGAGACAGGACAGCAAUGAUUUAAUACCUGUAAAGUUUGUGGAUGUGGGAUCACUUGUUGAUAAUAUUGAAGUUGAUCCUGAGACGGGUGACUUGUGGUUGGGAUGUCAUCCCAACGCCUGGAAAGCUUUUCUGAAUGAUAUAGAGGACCCACCAGGUUCAGAGGUUAUUAAGAUUGAGAACAUCCUUUCGGACCAGCCAACUGUGAACCAGGUCUUUAUGGAUGAUGGGAGUGUGAUCAUUGGUUCCUCUGUAGCGACUCUCUAUGGAGGAAAAGUCCUCAUCGGUUCAGUCUAUCACAGAGCCCUCUGCUGUGAUCUCAAGUAGUUACUGAAGUUUGGUUCUUCUCACUUGACAGCCGAAGAAGCUAAUGAACAUAAUUAUGUCCAUAAUUCAUCACAUAAUUCGUGCACAGAACCAGCACAGUGUCUGGUCAAGGUGUGAAGAGAUGUAUGUUUGAGCUUUCAUGUUGCACUUGAACAUAAAAACCUGUUGGACUCACCACUGUUACCGUCUUAAGUAGCUUGUUUACACUUUCAGGUGCUACUCUAUUCAACAUGGGUUGUUUGUAAGGUGUGAUCAGUUAUUUAGACUACUUUGGUGUUUUUACAUGUUAUAUGUGGCACACAUUUGGUCAUAUCCAAUAAAUUGUUCUGUUUGUUG